Thrips palmi is the source of this 2189-nucleotide messenger RNA. Its product is annotated as chondroadherin-like protein. The transcript has 3 exons. The record is from RefSeq and is a predicted model, not a curated record. The coding region runs from base 524 to 2062 and encodes 512 amino acids. Lineage: Eukaryota; Metazoa; Arthropoda; Insecta; Thysanoptera; Thripidae. Gene Ontology annotation, molecular function: protein binding.
CGCUCGAUCGAGGCCCCGUCCGCGCUCCGCAGCGCUCCGCAGCGCUCCGCGCCGAGCCCGAGCAGGCCGAGUAGGCCGAGCGCCGCCACAACAACAGGGAUCGUGCAGCUGCCGUGCCGCCGCCUGGACCCCAUCCCAAUUUAGAUUCCCAGCCUCCAUCAUCGUCUACCUGAGCGCCAGUGUGUGUGCGUGCGGGCGUGUGUGUGCGCCAAACGGAGCGGAGGAGGAGGCUGCCCUGCAGUGCCCUGCAGUGGCGUGAGAAUGACAGGAGGCAGUCGGUCGUGGACGUAGCCCCCGUGAGGAAGGUGUAGCCAACGCCAAGGUGUAGUGACGUGAUAAGAUAAGGCCAUGCCGUGGCGGGGCGGACCGCCAGCAGUGCUGCGAGUGCCAGUGGAGUGAGUGCGUCAAGAUCGUGAAAGCAGUGUGGUGGAAUGCUGCUGCCGCGGUGCAGGCGCCACAACGCCCUCGUCGAGCCCGUCGUCCUGGAGUACGCGCCGUCCGCGCGGGCCGCCGCCACGGAUGAAUGAACAGCAAGUCGUCGCAGGAAAGUGAGAUGGAGACCAUGCUGCUGGCGGUGGCGCUGCUGGCCGCGCUGGCGGGCGCCGCGGCGCAGACCAUGUGUCCGCAGGGCUGCCAGUGCGACGACGACACGCUGGUGGUGACGUGCGAGUCCGCCAGCCUGGACGAGGUGCCCAUCACGCUCAACCCGUCCAUCCAGCGUCUCGGCAUGCGCUACAACCGCGUGCGCACGGUGGACGCGGCGCUGCAGUUCUACGGCGAGCUGCAGUACGUGGACCUGGCGCACAACCAGCUCGUCAGCAUCCCGCUGCGCGCCUUCGAGGCGCAGCGCAAGCUGCUGGAGCUGCACCUGGACCACAACAAGAUCUCCGGCGUGGACAACGGCACGUUCCACGGCCUGGCCAGCCUCACGGUGCUCAGCAUGCGCGGCAACUUCCUCAUGGAGCUGAGCCCCGGCCAGUUCGGCCAGCUCCGGCACCUGGUGGAGCUGAACCUGGGCCAGAACCGCAUCGCCAGCAUCGACCCGCGCGCCUUCGACGGGCUGGUGUCGCUGCGCGUGCUGCACCUGGACGACAACCAGCUCCGCCACGUGCCCACCGCGGCGCUGCGGCCGCUGGGCGCGGGGCUGGCCGAGCUGCACGUGGGUCUCAACGCCUUCUCCACGCUGCCCGACGACGCCUUCCAGGGCCUGGGCAACCUGGCCGUCCUGGACCUGGCCGGCGCCGGCCUCAACAACGUGAGCGUCAACGCGCUGCGCGGGCUGGCGGUGCUGCGGUCGCUGAGCCUCGCCGACAACAAGCUGGCCGCCGUGCCCAGCGCCGCGCUCGGCCGCCUGACCCGCCUGGAGGAGCUCACCCUCGGACAGAACCCCUUCCCCGUGCUGGCCGCCGCUGCAUUCCAGGGCCUGUCCAACCUGCGCAAGCUGCAGGUGUCGAGCGCGCCGUUCCUGGAGACGGUGGACAAGGGCGCCUUCCGCGACAACGUGAACCUGGAGUCGCUGGAGCUGUCGUCCAACAAGCGGCUGACGGCGCUCAUGGACGGCGCGCUGACGGGGCUCACCAAGCUGCGGCACCUGUCGCUGCGCAACAACCAGCUGGCCCACGUGUCCGAGGACAUGGUGGCGUGGCGCGACCUGCACUCGGCCGAGCUGGCCGGCAACCCGCUGCACUGCGGCUGCGGCCUGCGCUGGCUGCCCGAGCUGCUGCGUCGCUGGAAGACGGCCCCCACCCUGUGCGCGUCGCCGCUGCCCCUCCGCGCGCAGCCCCUCGACGAGCUGGACGCGGAGCGGCUGGGCUGCGCGGCGCGCCUGGACAGCCGGCAGCAGGCCGUCAUCGCCAUGGCGUGCGGCGGCGCCCUGGUCAUCAUCUCCCUCAUCGGGCUGGUGGUGUUCAAGAGCAGGCACCGGAUACGGGCCGCGCUCAAGGACUACCGGUGGAACAAGCGCGCCAUCUCGCGCAAGGAGCAGGAGUACCAGAAGACGUUCUCGGACCCCGAGGACUACAUGGGCAGCCUGCAGAAGCCCAUACCGGUCACGGAGUUGUAGCUAGAGCUCCUCGCCCCCAGGCCCGCGGCCGGCGUCUUCCUCCUGGGCCAACAAGGCCACGAGGAAGCCGCCCGCUUCGGGACCGGGCGGCGACCGGAGCACCACGCCCACCACGCCGCGCACGGCC